AUGGAAAGCCAAGUGAGGUUCUCGAGCUGUAGAGGCGUGGCAUUUGAGAUCAAGCCUCGCCCAGAUCCAUUCGCCAUUACCACACCUCAGAGAGAUCCCGAGAUGACCAGCUAUGGGAGUAAGAGAUUUUGGCUUCCGUGGUCUGGCGGAAGCUCAUCUAGGGUUGCUCCAUUGUCGCUGAUUCAGCGAUCGAUGAGCAAAGCGAGUAGCCACUUUUGUGACCUUGAUCUCGACCUCGACGGCGAUGACGAUGAAGGAAAUGAUGUGGUUUUCGAAACGCUCGAGGAAGGUGCUUUCCUCGAGCCCGAAAAGCACGCGGAGAGAGAGCAAGCCAAAGUGGCCUCAAAGAUCGACCCGCGUCUCUCGAAGCCCUCUCGAGGACAUGAGUCAUCGAGGCUGUCGGUCAUACUCUUUGACCAAGGGCUGUUCACGGUGUACAAGCGGCUGUUCGUCGUUUGCUUGACCCUAAAUGUUGUGGCCCUCGUCCUUGCGGCGACUGGACACUUCCCUUAUGCGAGGAACCGCGCCGCCCUCUUCUCCAUAACCAACAUCUUUGCGCUCACCCUGUGCCGGAGCGAGGCCUUCUUGCGCGUCGCCUUCUGGCUGGCUGUGAAGCUGCUCGGCCACUCGUGGGUCCCGCUCCUCGCCAAGACGGCCACAACCUCCCUCCUGCAGAGCCUUGGAGGGAUCCAUAGCGGGUGCGGCGUCUCGUCCCUGGCGUGGCUGUUCUACGCCCUGGUCCUAACCCUAAAGAACCGGGACAACACGUCACCCGAGAUCAUCGGGGUCGCAUCAGUGAUCCUCGCGCUCAUCGCCCUCUCAUGUCUCCUCUGGGGUUUCGUCAUCCUCACCACCGCGUACGACUGGAGGACGAAGAGUUACAAGAGUGACGAGUUGGCGUCGAGGCUGGUGAGGCAACAAGAGUUUUGGUUCACGGUGGGGAUUACGGUUUGCAUAAUAGUGCCGUGGGUGACGGUGAGGAGGGUGCCGGUCAAGGUGUCUUCUCCUUCGGGGCAUGCCUCCAUAAUCAAGUUCCACGGGGGAGUCAAAGCAGGCAUCUUGGGUCGGAUCAGCCCAUCCCCGCUAUCCGAGUGGCAUGCCUUCGGCAUCAUCUCUGACGGCAAGGAUGAGCACAUGAUGCUCGCCGGAGCUGUCGGCGACUUCACGAAGUCACUCGUCGCCAACCCUCCAACCCACCUCUGGGUCCGCCAGGUCCACUUCGCGGGUUUACCCUACCUUGUCAACAUGUACGACCGGGUCCUGCUGGUUGCCACCGGCUCCGGCAUUUGCGUCUUCCUAUCGUUCCUCCUCCAACCGUGCAAAGCGAGCAUCAAGGAGAUGGUCAGCCGUCACCCGAGAGACAAGGUGAUCGUGCACGACACCGCGGUGCAUGGGCGGCCAAACGUGGCGGAGAUGAGCGUGGACACGGCAAAGAAGUGGGGCGCUGAGGUAGUGAUCGUCACGAGCAACCCCGAGGGAAGUAGGGACGUGGUGAACGCAUGCAAGACCAAAGGGAUUGCCGCUUUUGGUCCCAUUUGGGAUUCUUGA
Molecule: messenger RNA, 1548 nt
Organism: Rhodamnia argentea
Lineage: Eukaryota; Viridiplantae; Streptophyta; Magnoliopsida; Myrtales; Myrtaceae
Product: adenylate-forming reductase 03009-like
Exons: 4
Coding region: 1-1548 (515 amino acids)
Source: RefSeq, a predicted model, not a curated record